Messenger RNA from Penicillium waksmanii, 1071 nucleotides. RefSeq lists its product as uncharacterized. The record is from RefSeq and is a predicted model, not a curated record. The coding region runs from base 1 to 1071 and encodes 356 amino acids. NCBI's taxonomy places the organism in Eukaryota, Fungi, Ascomycota, Eurotiomycetes, Eurotiales, Aspergillaceae. The transcript is spliced from 2 exons.
AUGUGGAGGCAUCUCGUGAUAACAGAAUUUCCUAGCGAAUGGAUGGAGAAAAGGAGUCAAAGGAGGAUGAACACUGAUCGAGAAAUUCGCUGUGCCGUCACCGGUGAAAAUGGAAGACAGUGCAACUGGUCUACAAAAGACUCAAAACGACAUGGCUCUACCACCAAAAUUCGUCAUCCUUUGAAAGAGAAGCAUGGUGUCCUACCACCUAAUAUCUCUAUCCCCGAUACAUCUUCAAAGACUAACCUUAUCAGCCGUUGGGGUAAGAAGGGGAAGCUUACCGUUCAACAAACUCUUGAGAAGAACCUUCUUCGCUGGUUAUUGAAUCGCCAGCAUUUCAGCAAUUACUCAAAGAUAUACCAGGUAUUUCACUUCCUUUUACCUCUCGCCCAUACACUUUGGGAGCGUCUUUUGGAAGAUUUCAAUCUACAUCGUAUGAGAUUGAAAAAUGAGCUUGCAACUACAUGUCAAACAAUCGCUCUGUCCCUUGACGUGUGGACUAGCAAAAAUCAUAUUCCAAUUCUCGCUGUCAUUGGCCAUUGGCUUACAGAAGAAUUUGAAUACCAAGAGAGAGUCCUUGAAUUCAAAGAGCUCCAUGGCCCCCAUAGCGGAGAAAACUUGGCCGCGGCUAUUCAAGCUCUGCUUAUUGAAUUGAAUCUUGAACGCAAACUUCUUUCAAUUACUGGCGACAAUGCUAGUAGCAAUGAGCGGAUGGCGGUACAGCUAUAUGAUAGUCUCCAGAAGACAUAUGGGACCGAUUCCCUCUUAUGUGGCUUGGAUAGUUACAUACGAUGCUUAGCUCAUAUCAUCAACCUUAUUGUGAAGGAUAUUCUACUGGAUCUUAAAUCAGGGAGUGCAGAAGAAGCCUCUUCUUUCUGCAACAACCUUGACAAAGGAGAAGACCAGCCGUGUGAAUUUCAGUCUCUCGGACCAUUGGCAAAACUUCGGAUCCUAGCUUUGUGGAUUCAACGGAGUCCGCAACGACCUUCCGGUAGUUCUUCUGGCUGUUCUGGAAGUCCUCCCACGUCUGUUGUGUACGGGCCGCAUGCCACCGUCUUUCGGCUGCCCUAG